Dipodomys ordii (Ord's kangaroo rat) is the source of this 2918-nucleotide messenger RNA. It is a transcript of the gene Depdc1, whose product is annotated as DEP domain containing 1. Lineage: Eukaryota; Metazoa; Chordata; Mammalia; Rodentia; Heteromyidae. The transcript has 12 exons. Gene Ontology annotation, biological process: intracellular signal transduction. Gene Ontology annotation, cellular component: nucleus; transcription repressor complex. The record is from RefSeq and is a predicted model, not a curated record. Bases 31 to 2472 code for a protein of 813 amino acids.
CUCCACCAUGGCUGCGACCUGGCGCUGACUAUGGACGGUCGGGGUGGGCCUCCCGGGCCCUAUCGGGCCACCAAGCUGUGGAAUGAAGUUACCACAUCUUUCAGAGCAGGAAUGCCUCUAAGAAAGCACAGGCAACACUUUAAAAAAUACGGUAAUUGUUUCACAGCAGGAGAAGCUGUGGAUUGGCUUUAUGACCUGUUAAGAAAUAACACCAAUUUUGGUCCUGAAGUUACAAGGCAACAGACUAUUCAGCUAUUGAGAAAGUUUCUUAAGAAUCAUGUAAUUGAAGAUAUCAAAGGCAGAUGGGGAUCUGAAAACCUUGAUGACAACAACCAGCUAUUCAGAUUUCCUCCAACUUCUCCACUUAAAAGUCUUCCACGAAGGCAUCCAGAAUUGAGAAAAAACAACAUAGAAAACUUUUCCAAAGAUAAAGAGAGCAUUUUUAAAUUACGCAACUUAUCUCGCAGAACUCCUAAGAAGCAUGGAUUACUUUACUCUCAGGAAAAUAUAGAGAAAAUAAAUCAUGAAAUAACCAGUGAAGAUCAAGAAAACCCUACAGAUAAUAGAGAAAUAAGACAAGAAGAUGUUGAAGAAGUUUGGAAAUAUAUUAUUCUGAUCUACCUACAAACUAUUUUAGGUGUGCCAUCUCUCGAAGAACUCAUAAAUCCAAACCAAAUAAUUCCUCAAUAUAUAAUGUACAACAUGGCUAACACAAGUAAGCAUGGAGUUGUUGUACUACAAGACAAAUCAGAUGACCUUCCUCACUGGGUAUUAUCUGCCAUGAAGUGCCUAGCAAAUUGGCCAAGAAGUAAUGAUACAAAUAAUCCAACUUAUGUUGGAUUUGAACGAGAUGUAUUCAAAACAAUUGCAGAUUACUUUCUAGAUCUCCCUGAACCUCUACUUACGUUUGAAUAUUAUGAAUUAUUUGUGAAUAUUUUGGUUGUUUGUGGCUACAUCACAGUUUCAGAUAGACCCAGUGGGAUACAUAAAAUCCAAGAUGAUCCACAGUCUUCAAAAAUCCUUCACUUAAACAGUUUGAAUUCCUUCAAAUCAACUGAGUGUCUUCUUCUCAGUCUGCUUCACAAAGACAAAAACAAAGAAGAAUCAGAUUCAACUGAGAAACUACAAAUAAGUGACCAAGAAUUUCAAGAAAGAUAUGCUAAGAAAAUGCAGCUAGUUAAUUUAAGAAAUAGAAGAGGCAAUACUAAUGACAUAAUGGGAGGAAGCUGCCAUAAUUUAAUAGGCCCUUUAAGUAGUAUGCAUGUUUUGUCCUCCAACAUCAAAACAAGGUGCUCUUCUUUGGAAGGAAUUGUAGAUGUGCCAGGGAACUCAAGAAAAAAGGUGUCCAAUGUCUUCCAUCACGCUCUUCUAAAAGUAGAAGAACAACAGCAUAAACAGUUUUUAGAGUUAAAUCCCAAACAAGAAUCCCUAUUAAAUCAUCAUUCAGAGGAAAAUAUUCAAAAGCCACUCUGUGUUGGUUUUAAAAGAACCUCUACUUUGACAGUUCAAGACCAAGAAGAGUUAUGUAAUGGGAAAUGCAAGUCAAAACAGCUUUGUAGAUCUCAGAGUUUGCUUUUAAGAAGUAGUACAAGACGGAAUAGUUAUAUCAAUAUGCCAGUGGCUGAAAUUAUCAUGAAACCAAAGUUCGGAAAGUGCAAUACAAGUGACCAAACAGCUAUGGAAAGUGGACUUGGAGAGUUUAGUACCACAAUCAAUAAAAGACUGUGCAAAAGUACAAUAGAACUUUCAGAAAAUUCUUUACCUCCAGCUUCUUCUGUGUUGACUGGCACACAAAGCAUGCUGCAACCUCACUUAGAGAGAAUUGCCAUCAACGCACUACAGUUAUGUUGUCUGUUACUCCCCCCGCCAAACCGUAGGAAACUUCAGCUCUUAAUGCACAUGAUAUCUCGAAUGAGUCAAAAUGUUGAUAUGCCCAGACUGCAUGAUGCAAUGGGUACAAGAUCACUGAUGAUACACACUUUUUCUCGGUGUGUACUGUGCUGUGCUGAAGAAGUGGAUCUUGAUGAGCUUCUUGCUGCAAGAUUAGUUUCUUUCUUAAUGGAUCAUCAUCAAGAAAUUCUCCAAGUACCCUCUUACUUACAGACUGCAGUGGAGAAACAUCUUGACUACUUAAAGAAGGGCUAUGUUAAAAGUCCUGGAGAGGAACUGGUUGCACCUUUGCCAACUUAUUCUUACUGUACGCAGAUUAGUACACAGGAGUUUGAUGAACAGAAGGUUUCUACCUCUCAAGCUGCAAUUGCAGAACUUUUAGAGACUAUUAUUAAAAACAAGAGUUUACCGGUAAAGGAGAAAAAAAGAAAACUGAAACAGUUUCAGAAGGAAUAUCCCUUGAUAUAUCAGAAAAGGUUUCCAACCACAGAGAGUGAAGCAGCACUUUUUGGUGACAAACCUACAAUCAAGCAACCAAUGCUGAGUUUAAGGAAACCAAAGUUGCGUAGUCUGAGAUAUUAAGAGGAUGAAAAGAAUUAUCUCAUGCUGGUGAAAUGCUGAGAAAUGAAGCCAUAUCUGAGAAUCUAGCUAGUUCAGGAAGUCUGUUACUAAUAAGGUUUCUUUAAUAAACAUGUACAGAAGUGCCAAAAUAGUUUUAUUACUCAACAUGAGACUUCAGAGCAGCUACUGGAUCUCAGCUGAGAGGACAUAACAAUAAAUAAUGAUACUUUAGACAGAAACAAUCUUUUUUAAAUACAAUUAUGCAGAAGUUACUGUGAUUGUACUAAGUUUUUAUUUAUUUGAAUUUUGAAAAUUAAGCAUGGUCAAGAUUAAGCUGUAAUCCUGUUUUUAAAACAAAAUUUAUCUGCACAUGUGAUUAUGGAUAUUAGCUAAAGAACUAGUUUCUUGUUUCUAAAUGUAAGAAUAUGAAAAAUAUUUGAAAGUUCAUUGAAUUCUCAGCUGCUAAA